This is a messenger RNA of Megalopta genalis, 4777 nucleotides long. RefSeq names its product exportin-5-like protein Ranbp21 (gene Ranbp21). Gene Ontology annotation, molecular function: RNA binding; small GTPase binding; nuclear export signal receptor activity. Lineage: Eukaryota; Metazoa; Arthropoda; Insecta; Hymenoptera; Halictidae. The record is from RefSeq and is a predicted model, not a curated record. Gene Ontology annotation, biological process: RNA export from nucleus; protein export from nucleus. Gene Ontology annotation, cellular component: cytoplasm; RNA nuclear export complex; nucleus.
CAAAUCACCUAGAGGGCAGUAGGUAUUUUACGUAUGGUAUAUGUAAUCGUCCAACGUGCCGCGUAUCUCUCAGAAACGAAUUUAUUUGGCUACGUCUAAGAUCAGCAUUUAUGCACGCCGCGAAUUUUUAAUUCCUGUAACAACAACCAGAUAUGAAUUGACGGAUCAUAUUGGCAGAAAUCUUGCCAAACUGUAUCUUCGAUCCGUCUCGAUCCACGAUCGCGUUACAAGUAUAAUAGGUAGGGAUGGAGUUUGGUGUAGGAGAUGUUGCCCAAAUAUCAGCGGAACUUGCUCAAGUGGUAGAAGUGAUGAUGUCACCAAAUGUCCCACAGCAACAACGUUUGGAAGUAUACAAUGCCUGCGAACGUUUUAAAGAAUCUUCACCUUUAUGCGCACAAUGUGGACUAUAUCUAGCACAGAAAUCACCAAAUAGAAGUUCCGUAGUUCGUCAUUUCGGUCUACAGCUUAUGGAGCAUUGUAUUAAAUAUCGAUGGACUCAAAUAUCACAAUCAGAAAAAAUCUUCAUAAAAGAAAAUGCAAUGAAACUGCUGCAAGAAGGUUCAGAACCAUUGUUGCAAGAGGAAGCUCAUAUUAAAGAUGCAUUAUCUCGGGUUGUGGUAGAGAUGAUCAAACGAGAAUGGCCACAACAAUGGCCUACACUGCUCGCUGAACUUAGUCAAGCUUGUACAAGAGGCGAAAGCCAAACUGAACUAGUUCUUCUUGUGUUUCUAAGGCUUGUGGAAGAUGUUGCCCUUUUGCAAACGUUAGAAUCUAAUCAAAGGAGGAAGGACAUCUAUCAAGCACUUAAUACAAAUAUGGCUGAGAUUUUUAGCUUUUUUUUAAGAUUAAUGGAACAACAUUUCUCAGAGUUUCAAAAGAAGAGUAGUUUAGGUUGUACUUCUGAGGCAGCUGCACAUAGCAAAAUUGUACAGGUAGUAUUAUCUACACUAACUGGAUUCGUAGAAUGGAUUUCAAUAAAUCAUGUCAUGGCAGAAGAUGGUAGACUAUUGCAAAUAUUAUGUCUCCUUUUGGGAGACCCAAUAUUUCAAUGUUCAGCUGGUGAAUGCUUGUUACAAAUUGUAAAUCGUAAAGGGAAAGCUGAAGAAAGAAAACAGCUAAUGAUACUAUUUUCCGAAGAUGCUUUAAGAUAUAUUUAUGCUGCAGCAACUGCUGUACCACCUGUUACUGGGUCUAAUGAAUUUAUUAACUCCUCAAAUAAUCAUUAUUUGUUUUUGAAGAAACUCACACAGGUACUAACUGGAAUGGCAACACAACUUUGCGCACUCUGGUGUAAAGAUGACAGUUCUAGCAUUCGACCAACACACUUCAACAUAUUUUUAGACACAGUAAUGACUUUUACUAUGUCUUCAAGUCUGACACUUAUACACAUGGCAAAUGUAAUAUGGAUAAUGCUUUUUAAACAUGAACAAAUAAAACAGGAUCAAUUAUUAUUGACAUAUGUACCAAAAUAUGUAGAAAACACAGCCCCAAAAUUGAUAAAAGUUGCAUAUCCACAUGGUGGACAAAGUAACGGAAUGAGCUCAUAUUGUCUCGCUGAUUACGAUUCAGAAGAAGAAUUUAACGUAUUUGUUCAUAGACUUAGAACUGAUUUAUUGGAAGGAUUUCGACAAGCAACGAUGGCAGCACCGUUAGUAACAUUUACUUAUGUGCAGCAAUGGUUAACAGCUAAAAUAACAGAAGGCAUGGCAGAUCUUGGAUAUAAAUGUGAACAGAAUGAUCAGCAAUAUCAGGAAUGGGAUGCUGUCGGACAAGCUUUGGAUUCUGUUGUAUCAAGAAUUCUUCUGAUUAACGAACGACCAAGCGUGCAAACUGGCUUACAAUUGUUGGAAUUAUGUAUUGGUUAUUCUCCACACGAUCCUUGGAUACUGUCAGCUUUGCUGUCUUGCAUUAGUGCCCUUUUUGUGUUCCUAUCUAUGUCAACUGGUUCAAUGGCUAUGCCAGGGGUAGCCAUCCUACCAAGAGUGCUAGAAAAGAUCUUUGCUGCUCUGGUAUUUGAAUUACCUGGUGAAACGAAGGAUACUCGAUCUAAAUCUGCAAAGAAUGUAAGACAUCAUGCAGCCAGUCUUAUGGUCAAGAUUAGUUUGAAGUAUCCGUUGUUACUUCUUCCAGUUUUUGAACAGAUACAUACAAUGGUUCGUGGCUUGGCUAGAGAACCUAGUUCCUUAUCCAAGAUGGAGGCUAUCACAUUGUAUGCAGCAUUGCUACUGAUAUCGAAUCACUUCUGUGAUUAUGAAAGACAAACUAGAUUUGUCGCCGAAGUAAUUGAUGAAGCGUCGACAAAAUUUAUUGCUAUUGGUUCUGAUGCGUUUAAAGGUCCACUAGAAUUAAUGAGACUCGUAGGAUUGGACCUACCUCCAGUUGAAAGUAUGACAGAGGAUCCAGCUGGUCAAAAUCGAUGUGAUUUAGUGGUUUGCAUUUUUACAAUAUUGAGUGUUGUAAAGCGAUGUACUAUUCCGGACGAUCCAGAUCGCGCUGCAAGAGGUAAUUUUGUUGCUGCGCUUAGCGAAAGUGGAAAUCCAGUAUAUAGAAAUCCUGCUACACCUCAUGUAAUUCCACUUUUGCCCACACUUUUCGCAUUACUCAGGGUAAUGAAUGCUUUAUUCACUCCUGCAGCAUUAGCAGCUUUAUCAGAGGGAUACAAAAGCGCUCAUGAGCUAUUGGAGUCAGAGAAGGCAGGUUUAUUAGGUUUGAAUGUAACAAAUGAUAAUGCCCCUGAACCUGAUCAAACAUCAGGUAGUGCCGUUACUCGGAUGCAAUCAUUUCUUAGUACUAUUCAUGAGCAGAGCUAUCAUAUGUUAGGUAGUGGAUUCCAUAUGAUUGGCAGAGACUUUUACCAAUUACCUGGUUUAGCACCAGCACUUAUCAAUUCGGUUUUUUCUAACUUGGAGAUGAUUCCAGACUACAGAUUGCGACCUAUCAUACGUGUCUUUAUGAAGCCAUUUAUAUAUUACUGCCCCCCUGCAUUUUAUGAAAGUGUUCUAGUACCUGUACUGGCUCACGUUUCCACGCAUAUGUGCCAAAGAUUAAGUGCCAAGUGGCAGUAUAUUGCACAUCUUUACGAGUCUGGUGGUUUAGAUGAAGAAAAUACUGACACACAAGAAGUUAUUACUGACAUGUUAAAUCGAAAUUUAACGAGAGACUUUGUAGAUGUAUUGAAAGUAGCCCUUGUCGGAGGUGCAGCUAGUGAUGCAACACCUCUAGAUACAAUGGAACAAGAGAUAGGGGGAAUGGCAAUAGAUCAUCCAUCGUCGCGUGGCAAUAGUAUAGUUGCAGAAGUCGUCAGUGAAUUGGGUACUUUUGUCCUUCGACAUCCAUCGACGUGUCAUAGCGUUGUCUUAUGCGUCUUAGGAGCUUUGACUUGGAAUGAUUCAAAUGCUAGUUUGAAAGCUACAAUGCUAACGGGGCCAGUUGUUCGAGCAUUAGCAGCUGAUGGUAGUCUAACACCUGCUAUGGCUGCGCACAUUAUGGUAGCUAUUCUCCAAGGUUUACAGCUUCAUGGCCAACACGAGGCUAAUCAGGGUUCGCUUAUAACUUUGGGUACACAAGUGUACGAAUGUCUGCGACCUAAAUUUCCAAAUAUUAUCGAAGUAAUGCAAAAAAUUCCGGGGAUAAAUCCUACUGACCUACAGCGUUUUGACGAGAAGAUGGCCAUAGUUAGUACUAAAGGUAAUAAGAUCGAGAAAGGAAAGAAGGAUCUUUUCAAGAAGAUUACAAAUCAGCUUGUUGGUCGAAGUGUCGGUCAGUUAUUCCGCAAAGAAGUUAAGAUAGAUAAUUUACCACGGAUAGAAGUUUUUGGGAAAUCGCAACAAAUACGCGUCGACGAUAUUUCUAAUAAUGCUACUGAUACUGGUAUCACAGCUUUAUUUGCAGGACCGACGUAGCAGAAACUACAUUUAGAUGACCAUAUCAUGAACACCUGGUCAGAAUUGAUAAAUAACAAAAAGCCAUCGUGAAAGCGACCUCCUAGAAAACGAAAAUGGAAUUAUAGAUAAGGAAAUCCUGUACCGAAAAUAAGAUGUCAUAGAAUAAGUUUCCUUCGAGCAAUUUUUUUAAUUAUUCGUGAGGUUGAACGUGUGCAUACAGUCUGGAACAACUGCAUGAUACAUACGUAAACUACGUAUUGUAUGUAUGUGUCACAGAUAGAAAAUAAAAUUGAAAACAUUACGCUUACGCACGCAUUCAACGUCAAUUGUGAAUAGUUUGUAAAAAAAUCUAAUGCUAUUUAUGAAAUCUAUCUUAUUUUUGGUUCGGGAUUUUAACUUAUAAAAAUUACAAUUUGUUCAAUGGGUAUCUAGGGAUGCAUGCGUGCGAGAAUCUGUAUGUGUGUAUGCACAGUAUGUGUAGUGUGUAGAAAUACGCACUUGUAACAUAAGAAAGACGUUCGUCGAUAAAGAACAACAUGCAACAAUUCUGAUAUAAGAAAUUAAAACAAACAAAACAGAGUCUAAAUAAUUGAUAAAUUAUAUAUUAAGUUGCACGCAUUUAUUUCUAUUCUUCUUCAUUUACAUAAAAUCUCCUAUAACAAUGUAAAACAGCAGCAUGAUUUUAAAUGAUCACAUAAUGCGUAGAACGAAUUUGUAAACAAUAUUUCGCUAUAAUAUAUAAUACAGAGGUUGUUGAUUUAUACAAAACAAUUUUUACAAUUUGGUAUAAAAGUUUUUAUGCAAAUCAUUCACAAUUGUUCUCGAACAAGCAAAAUCUGUAAAUUUUUUGGCACUUUUUAAAAGCGCUGUUACAAUAUAACAUUUUGAAUCAA